Molecule: messenger RNA, 4871 nt
Organism: Vespa velutina
Lineage: Eukaryota; Metazoa; Arthropoda; Insecta; Hymenoptera; Vespidae
Gene: Sk2
Product: sphingosine kinase 2-like
Exons: 7
Coding region: 903-2843 (646 amino acids)
Biological process (GO): sphingosine biosynthetic process
Cellular component (GO): membrane; cytoplasm; intracellular membrane-bounded organelle
Source: RefSeq, a predicted model, not a curated record
UAGUCUGGGCUGAGCUCAGUUAGUGGUUGGAUGUUCGAAUGUUUAUAUCUGACACUAGAAACCAAAACGAAGGGAUAAGGGGUGCAUUGCUCAUUCGAAUAACUUAAUGCAAACUACUUUGAAGUAAACUUGACACGAAAGGAAAGUGAUAGUGAGUUUACCGCGGAAAAAAUAUUGUACGUAUCGGUCACUAACGACAAAUAAACAAAGAUUUGAUCAUGGUAAAACGUCAGCAAUUAAAUCCACUUUCGCGGUACGAGGACAAAGUGGCUGUUUUUCGCGAAAGAGGACGGUACUUGCUCACGUUCUUCUCUUGCAAUUAACAGAAAAGGGAACAGAUGUUUGAAAAAGAAUAAAAGGAGAACUAACAUAUAGAUUCUUUUUCGCAUGCACGUGCUUUCCUCCAACACUUAACAACUCUAUCGCUUAAUUCGCGCUUCCAUCUCCAUAUCCUCUUCUCCCACUUCUCCAACUCUCAUACGGAGUACGAUUGUCGCGUUCAACUCGUCCAAUAUCGUAAUCCGCAGCAGCAGUUGCAGUAACGGCAGCAACACGGGUAACGUUCUCUGGCGUUCAAAGAAAAUCAAGAAUGAUUCUGCUCGUAAUUUUAAACUAAUAAUUUCGAUCUAUGCAUGUGUUGCCUAAAGUGAAAGAAGAAAAAUUAAGGAUAGAAGGAUAAUAAAAUGAAGCGUAUAAGUUUCUCAAAGAAAACUUUAUUUGCUUAAUCUAUUUCACGAUCUGUACAAAGAAAAUCAUUGCCAAAGAAGGAAGAAUAACAUGAGUGGAGCGUGUCUUUCGGUUACCCUUCAAAUUCGUUGAAGAAAAGAAGAAGAAAAAAAAAUAUUAUUUCAGUGCACACACACACAUAGACACAUUUAUAACACAUAUGUUGUGCUCUCGAGAUGGAGGAAGAAAAUCAGGUAACUUCGAGUGCCGUUCUCGAGGAGACCUUCUACGUGACAUCGAAGAAAAACACCUAUUACAAAGUGAAGCUUAGUGAAAAAGGCUUGAGCUUGCAAAAAGACAGUAAUGGCUCGACGAAGAUCGAAACUAUUCCGUUAAAUGAUAUCAUCGGGUGCAGGUGCAUGAGAUCUAAGCGAAGGAGCGCAGCUGGAAGUUGCGCUUGUCGUCCGGGUGCCUCGAGAAUGCAGCUCAAACUGGUCGAGUCUAUGGAUGCUUUCCAAUCAUCCUAUGACGAGUAUGAUACCUCUGCUUAUCUCUAUAUAUACGCGUAUACUCUGAAAAAGGUACGGAUGAAAGGAAUCCGUAGACGCGAGAGAACAACGAUUACCCUCAGAUUUCGUAGUUUUGACAAGUAUGAAGAUAAUCUAAGGGAGGCAAGUAGGUGGCGAUUGGCGAUAAAGUGUUUAGUCACGAAGCUACCAGUCCCAAAAAAUCUCAUGAGUCCAAGUCAUGGAAAUCUCGAAGCUUUACUCGGCGCAUGCCCAGGCGAGAAUCGAAAGCUAUUAGUUCUAAUAAAUCCAAAGUCUGGUCCUGGAAGAGGCAGGGAAGUUUUUCAAAAAAGAAUUCAUCCUGUACUUUCCGAAGCUGAAAGACCGUACGACAUCCACAUCACAAAAUGUUCGAAUUAUGCGCGUGAAUUCGUCCGUUCAAAGGACAUUUAUCAAUGGAACGGUUUGCUAACAGUUGGCGGGGAUGGAAUUGUCUUCGAGGUUGUCAAUGGUCUCUUCCAAAGGCCCGAUUGGGAGAAGGCACUCAAUGAGCUACCCCUUGGUGUUAUACCCUGUGGUUCCGGUAACGGUCUGGCGAAAUCUAUUGCAUAUUCUAAACAGGAACCAUAUGAUUACAAUCCUUUAUUAGUUAGCGCCUUAUCCGUAGUAAAAUGUAAGAAGGCUCCUAUGGAUAUAGUACGUAUUGAAACACGAAGCAAAAUAUUGUUUUCAUUCUUGUCAGUCGGAUGGGGCUUGCUCUCAGAUAUUGAUAUUGAAAGUGAGCGACUUCGUGCUAUAGGUGGACAAAGAUUUACUAUUUGGAGUGUAGCACGUUUAAUAGGACUAAGAACAUAUAAGGGAAAAAUAUCAUAUUUGCCUUGUGACAAAGUACUGCCUGUAGAAGUUGUUGGCAAUGGUAAAGUUUGCCAUACAGAUUGUACAAGCGAUGGAAAAAUAACUCAUUCUAGAAGUUAUGGAGAUGAAUUAGAUCGGUAUGGUAAUAUAGUCGAAUCAAAAAGUUUCCACGAUGCCUGUGACGAUAGUAGUAAUGAAUUAGAUUUACCUCUUAAUGGUUAUAGAGAUGAUGAAGUUAUAACAGAAAAUAUAACCCUUGAAACUGAAAUUGAAGGAAGACAAAGGUUGGACAGUUUCUAUUCUGCGACCUCGGCAAAAUCUACAUACUUUAGUACUGGUUCUAUAUCAAGUUAUCAUAGUAUAGAUGAUGGUGAUACAAGGGGGCCUGACACGGAAAAUAUAACGACAAGUCAAGUUAUGUACGGUCCAUCGUCGACGCUUCCAGCUCUAACAGCGGAACUACCUGAUUCUUGGGUUCAAGAUCAAGGAGAAUUUAUAAUGGUACAUGCAGCUUAUCAAUCUCAUUUAGGUCAAGAUUAUUUUUUUGCACCACGUGCAAAAUUAGCAGAUGGUAUUAUAUGGCUUUUGAUAGUUAAAGCUGGUAUUACUAGAACAAACUUGUUACAGUUCUUGUUAGGUUUAAGUACUGGGACUCAUGUAAACUGUUCUGGUGUUGACAUGAUACCUGUUAAGGCUUUUCGAAUAGAACCAGCAGAAGGAGUAAGUGGCCAUUUAACAGUGGAUGGUGAAGAAGUUGAUUAUGGUCCAUUACAAGCUGAGAUAUUUCCUUCAUUAGCAACAGUAAUGACACCUUGACAAGGGUAAUUAUAUUAGCAGAAGCAAUCAAAUAGUACAAUCUUAAAAUCAUAGACUCAAAGUUUUAGAAAAAAAAAUUUGUUAUAAAUCGCACACUAUCAUAUCAUUAAUCAAUAAGUAUUUUCAAGUUUGCAUAUGGAAAGUCUAGGAUAUAAUUUCCUAUUCCUAGUACUUUAAAAUUUAAUCUAUAAUAAUUUAUUACUGUUAAUAUAAUUUAAAAACUAUAUAUUCCAGUAAUUUUACUGUUAUGGAUUAUGUGGAUUUUCUAUAUAUUUCUCUUUAUUUUAUAAAUGUUCUUUCAAGUUCGUCUGAUUUUCAAUAUGGAUUUCCUAUAUAAUAUAUUAUAUAUACUGAGAUUGACUUAUAUUUUACACUAAAACACAUAGUAUUUAAAUAAUAGCUUUAACAGAUGGAAUAUUUUACGAAAUGUUUUUUUUUUAAAAACUAUGAAAGAAUAUAAAUAUGUUAUAAUGAUAGUAUACAAAAAGAUUUUUUAAUUGAUAUCAAAAUUAUUCGCUUAAUUACAGCUUAUUAUAAUGUAUUCGAUUAUGCUAGCAUAUUGUACAAUCUGUUAUUAACAAUUUUAAGGGUGGAAGUAUUAGGAAGUUUGACAUUGCUAGCAUGCAAAAUUUAUUAUGUAUUAUAGAAGGGAAUUCUCUCAAGACCUGAAAUACAUAAAAUAUUAUAUAAGGUGCUCUUCCAACAUUCUACAUAUGCUAAAAUUUGUCAAAUUAAGUGAUAGUAGUUUAAAAAUUUGUACAGUAAAAUAUAGUUACUAAUGGCACAGAAUUUUUGAUAUUUGUUGAAACCAAUUGUUAUUUUCAUAUAUAUAUAUAUGUUCUAUAAAUUCAUCUUAAACCACUUUAUUAAUUAAUUUUUUUAUCAAACAUAUCAGAAGUUGAUAUUUAUCCUAUUUCUUUUCAGAUAGGGAUAUACUUUUGCCAAAUUAUAAUCGUUAUUUUAUUUAUUUUUCUAUUGCUCUCUAUAGUAGAGUCAACAAUUGUCAUAUAUACAUAUAUAUAAAAUCUAAAAUUUUUUCUAAAGACCAUAGAGUAUAAGAAGACUAUAAGAACAAUGAUAGUGCUUAACUAUCGUCUUUUUUUUAUCCUAUUAUGCUAUUUACUCAUCUUGCCUAUUUAGGAUGAUGUGAUUUCGUAAAAUAAAUAAUGGUGCCAAUAAAAUUGUUGACAAAUAAUUAAUAAUUAAAAUGCAAAAAUUGCUUGUUGCCUUUAAUUAAUAAUUAAAACCUUUACAAAAAUUGCUUGUUGCCUUUAUUUGUUGUAAUAAGGUAUUUUUAGAUUUUUACAAGAGCUACAAGUUUUACACAUUUACAUGUUAAAACUACAUACUAUAUGAGCAUAUUAUAUCACUGUACAUGCAUUUGAAAAUAUAGAAUCUUAUGAUAUGUUAAUAAUUUAAGAAACAGAUUAUGAAUUACGAGUUCUAAUGAAAAUUUGUUUAAAAUACUAUGAAAUAGUGAUUUUAAAUAAUCUUCUUGUUGAUGUAAUAUAUACAAUAUGAAAAGAAUAUAAUGUUGUGCUAAUUAUUUCUACUUCGUUAUUAAAGAUUAGAAGUAAUAAGAUAAUCAAGUAUAUCGAGAAAAAUUAAUGACAUGCGAUUAAUUAAAUAGCUAGGCAAUUUUAAAUUAAAUAAAUUCCAGCAAUUUAAUGUUUCAUAAAUAUUUAAAAACAUAUUAUAUUUUAAAUCAACUCUUUGAAAACUAACGCGUUUUAAAUGAAAGAAAUAUAUUUCUCUAUAUUAUAUUCCUAUAUCAUUUAUUUUAUAUACGAAUUUUUUUUAUAUCUCUACACAAUAAAAUCCAUAAUAUUAAUAAUUAUUUUGAUUAAGGUUACACUGCAAUAUGAAAAUAUAAUGUGCAUUUUUAGGCAAUUAUCUCUAUAGUUUAUGUUCUUCCUAUAAAUUGAAAAAUUGUUUAUUAUUAAGUUGUUUUUGAUUUGUUUCCAUUUUUACAUUGGAAACAUAAAAUAAAAACAGCAGUAUAACCUCAAUAGUUUUAUUUUCCCAUAU